AUGACUGAGGGCCAAAUGGUAACACUUUAUGUUACGUGUUGUAUUUUAGUUCUGUCAGACUUCACAGCAGCCGAAAGGUUGGAGCUAGAGAAUAUCAAGAUGUACAAAAAAGGACUUCUGAAUGACAUUCAGAAACUGAAGGAAGAAAUCGACAGUGUAAUGGCCGAGAUACUCACAUUCGAGUCAUCUGAGACUGAAGAAAGUAGAAACAUGGGAAAGAAAAAGUUCUCCAAUGGGAAGAAAAAGUUCAACAUGGACCCCAAGAAGGGUAUCAAUUAUCUGGUAGAGAACAAGCUUUUGAAGAAGAGUGCCGGAUGCAUCGCUGAGUUCCUCUACAAGGAAGAAGGCCUCAACAAGACGGCCAUCGGGGAGUUCCUGGGAGAAAGAGAUGAGCUCCACCUACAGACCUUGAAGGCCUUUGUGGAACUGCAUGAGUUCUCCGACCUCAACUUGGUUCAAGCCCUCAGACAGUUCUUAUGGAGUUUCCGCUUGCCCGGCGAGGCCCAGAAGAUCGACCGUAUGAUGGAGGCUUUCGCCGCGCGAUACUGCGACUGCAACGCUAACGUCUUCCAGUCCACGGACACGUGCUACAUCCUAUCGUUCGCCAUCAUUAUGCUGAACACCAGCCUGCACAAUCCCAAUGUGAAGGACAAGACCACGCUAGAUCGAUUCGUGUCCAUGAACAGAGGCAUCAACAACGGCCAUGACCUCCCCGCAGAGCUGCUUUCGGUAAACAUGGAGAAACUGUACGAAAGUAUACGCAACGAGCCAUUCAAAAUUCCCGAAGACGACGGCAACGACCUCACGCAUACGUUCUUCAAUCCUGACAGAGAAGGAUGGCUCCUCAAGCUCGGCGGGCGAGUGAAGACAUGGAAGAGGCGAUGGUUCAUCCUUACCGACAACUGUCUCUACUACUUUGAGUACACUACCGACAAGGAGCCCAGAGGCAUCAUCCCUCUGGAAAACUUGUGUGUAAGAGAUGUCCCUUUUCCUCGGAAACCUUACUGUCUGGAGCUGUACAACCCCAACAGUCGAGGUCAGAAGAUCAAAGCCUGUAAGACAGAGACAGACGGCCGCGUGGUGGAAGGCAAACACCAGUCGUAUGCCAUCUGCGCAGCCAGCCCCCACGAGAGAGACUCAUGGAUCAACGCUAUCAGGGCGAGCAUCACCAAAGACCCCUUCUACGACCUGGUUUCCCAGCGCAAGAAGAAGCUGAUCAAGCAGAACCAGAACCAACAGGACUGA
This is a messenger RNA of Nerophis lumbriciformis (worm pipefish), 1245 nucleotides long. NCBI's taxonomy places the organism in Eukaryota, Metazoa, Chordata, Actinopteri, Syngnathiformes, Syngnathidae. The record is from RefSeq and is a predicted model, not a curated record.